This is a messenger RNA of Ziziphus jujuba (common jujube), 1368 nucleotides long. Its product is annotated as cytokinin riboside 5'-monophosphate phosphoribohydrolase LOG3. Gene Ontology annotation, biological process: cytokinin biosynthetic process. Gene Ontology annotation, cellular component: nucleus; cytosol. Lineage: Eukaryota; Viridiplantae; Streptophyta; Magnoliopsida; Rosales; Rhamnaceae. Bases 329 to 1009 code for a protein of 226 amino acids. The record is from RefSeq and is a predicted model, not a curated record. Gene Ontology annotation, molecular function: hydrolase activity, hydrolyzing N-glycosyl compounds. The transcript is spliced from 7 exons.
CAUUCCUCUCAAAAGCUCAAAUCAAACUCUCAGCAUUGGCCUUUGCCUUUGCCUUUGCCUUUGCCCUUGCCCUUUGGCUUUUUUGUUUUUCUUUGUUUUUUGCUAUUUAGCUGACUCUUUCUUUCAUUGUUUCAACACAACAAACACAUUCACGUUACCACUUAUUUUUACUAAUUAACAAAGGAGGCCUCUCUCUCUCUCCCUCUCUCUCUCUCUCUAUAUAUAUAUGUAUAUAUAAUAUCUAUAUCGCUACCAUAACCAUUGAUGCAAAACAAACAAUAAAAAAAGAAGAAUCAAAAUUUGGAAUUGCUCAGAAUUUCCUGCAAUUAUGGAAAACCGAAAGGAGCAAGAGCAACAGCCUUCCGUCAAGUCGUCGAGAUUCAAACGUAUAUGCGUUUUCUGUGGAAGCAGCCACGGCAAGAGCCCAAGUUACCAGCUUGCUGCUAUUCAACUCGGCCAACAACUGGUUGAAAGGAAUAUUGACUUGGUUUAUGGAGGAGGAAGCAUAGGCUUGAUGGGUCUGGUUUCUCAAGCUGUCUAUGAUGGUGGUCGCCACGUGUUGGGAGUAAUUCCUAAGACACUCAUGCCAAGAGAGAUCACGGGAGAGACGGUGGGAGAAGUAAGAGCUGUAUCUGGCAUGCAUCAACGCAAAGCUGAAAUGUCUAGACAAGCCGAUGCAUUUAUUGCCUUGCCUGGUGGAUAUGGUACCUUGGAAGAACUGUUGGAAGUCAUUACUUGGGCUCAGUUGGGAAUCCAUGACAAACCGGUGGGGCUGUUGAACGUGGAUGGCUACUACAAUUCACUGCUUUCCUUUAUAGACAAAGCUGUAGAUGAAGGUUUCAUAUCACCCGCUGCCCGUCACAUUAUUGUCUCUGCCCAAACUGCCCAAGAACUCAUGUACAAGCUAGAGGACUAUGCUCCAAAGCAUUCUGGGGUUGCCCCAAAACUGAGUUGGGAGAUGGAGCAACAACUGGGAUACAACAACGCAAAGGCUGACAUUGCUCGUUGACUUCAUCAAUCAGAUGGAUCUAAUGAAGGAUUAUUCAUGACCCUAGAUCAUAGAACAAUUACAAUUAUAUAUAAAUAUAUAAAUAUAAUUUAUACCCAAGUCAUGUAGAUUUGGAUUCCUUUAGAACCUACAGUUCCCGUCACCACAGUUUUGCUUUUACUUUAGGCUGUGGAUCUUUUGCUUUGCAAAUGAAUUCCUGUGUCUUGGAAUUUUGGAAUUUGAUCUUUUGGCCUUUAGAGUCUAGGUCGGAGGCCAAUUGAUUUGAUCACUAGUUUUUCCCCAUGUCGGUGAUUGAUUACUGACCCUGUAUAUUAUUUUCUUUGUUUAAUAUAUUCUUAUGAAUUGAUGGGUUGUUGCAA